AUGCGUGAGCUCGUCCACGUUCAGGCUGGUCAGUGUGGCAAUCAGAUCGGCGCCAAGUUCUGGGAAGUCAUCUCCGACGAGCACGGCAUCGACCCUACGGGUACCUACCACGGUGAUUCUGACCUCCAACUGGAGCGCAUCAACGUCUAUUACAACGAGGCUACUGGCGGGCGAUAUGUGCCGCGCGCUGUCCUUAUGGAUCUUGAGCCAGGAACUAUGGAUUCUGUCCGAGCCGGCCCCUUUGGGCAGUUAUUUCGCCCUGAUAAUUUCGUAUUUGGUCAGAGUGGCGCUGGCAAUAACUGGGCUAAAGGCCACUACACUGAGGGCGCUGAGUUGAUCGAUUCUGUUCUCGAUGUUGUGAGGAAGGAAGCGGAGGGUUGUGAUUGCUUGCAAGGCUUCCAGAUAUGUCACUCGAUGGGAGGUGGCACUGGUUCCGGCAUGGGCACUUUGCUGAUCUCCAAGAUUCGUGAGGAAUAUCCUGACCGCAUUAUGGAGACAUUUUCAGUGUUCCCCUCCCCUAAAGUGUCAGACACCGUUGUCGAGCCUUACAACGCNNNNGAGGAAACUGCUAAGCGCCGUUGA
Molecule: messenger RNA, 582 nt
Organism: Perkinsus marinus ATCC 50983
Lineage: Eukaryota; Perkinsozoa; Perkinsida; Perkinsidae
Product: tubulin beta chain, putative
Exons: 2
Coding region: 1-582 (193 amino acids)
Biological process (GO): microtubule cytoskeleton organization; mitotic cell cycle
Cellular component (GO): microtubule; cytoplasm
Molecular function (GO): structural constituent of cytoskeleton; GTPase activity; GTP binding
Source: RefSeq, a predicted model, not a curated record